Nilaparvata lugens (brown planthopper) is the source of this 1988-nucleotide messenger RNA. Its product is annotated as BTB/POZ domain-containing protein 6-like. NCBI's taxonomy places the organism in Eukaryota, Metazoa, Arthropoda, Insecta, Hemiptera, Delphacidae. Gene Ontology annotation, biological process: neurogenesis. Gene Ontology annotation, molecular function: protein binding. The transcript has 3 exons. The record is from RefSeq and is a predicted model, not a curated record. The coding region runs from base 302 to 1405 and encodes 367 amino acids. Gene Ontology annotation, cellular component: cytosol; P-body.
CCUUUUCUUCAUAGGAAUGAUUCAAUCUCUUGAAAUUAUUAUAUUCUAUAGACGAAUUGAUCAACCUAUAGAAAAAUUGUAAAAAAAUAAUUAGAAUAACUUAGACAAUGGGAAACUCUCUUUCUACCAGCUAACAGGACCAAUGAAUCUUUUUCUAAGGAAAUUCAGCGAGUUAUCUCAGAGUAUAGGAUUUAUUCCAAAAGAAUUCUAAAAUUACGAACCUACUAUAUCAACAAAACUGUGAGAUCUAUCUGCAACAUAUCAGCAGCUGUAGAAAGUUUGAAUUUUCGAAUCAACAAAUAUGGGAUCCAAAGCUGGAGAAAACCGAGAUAAAUCCUGCAGUAGUAGUGAGAUAUCUGUAAAUUCAGCUUUCAAUACCCGUUUCCAUCGUUUAUUGGAGAGCAACAUGCUCAGCGAUUGUGAAUUUGUUGUGGGUGAGCAAAAAACUGUUAUUAAGGGACACAAGGUGUUUUUUUCUCUGGCCAGUGAAGUUUUUCAAGUCAUGUUCUGUGGAGAUUUGAAGGAGACAGCCCCAGUUCAAGUUAUAGACUUGGAACCGGAAGGAUUUCAAGGUAUGAAAACAUACAUAUACACUGGUGAGAUCAAGUUUACAUCAGUCAUCCACGCUUUACACACUUACACCGCUGCACGUAAAUACAUAAUCCCAAACCUGCCACAAAAAUGCGUAGAUUAUAUUGAGACAAAACUGAAACCAUGCGGCGUUUUGGAGUUACAAGACACUUGUCGACUGUAUUGCAUCUCUGACUUCGAUGAAGUGUGUAGUAGAAUUAUAAACCAACAUACAGGGGAGGUUUUGAGUAGUUCAUACUUUCCAACUGCGAGCAUAGAUGCUGUUGAGUCCAUCUUGAAAUCCCCCUCACUGAAUGUCAAGUCUGAAGUGGAGAUUUUCUUUAAUUUCGAGCGAUGGGCUUUGGCUGAGAUUGAGCGACGUGAAAUUCCAGCCGAAGAUGUGGCCACGUGUUUUAACAAUCUCAAAAAACACAUUCGGUUCCUGACAAUGAGUGGGGAGGAAUUUGUAGAAAGAGUUGAACCAUCACCUCUUCUGACCCGUGAAGAGAAGUAUGCAAUUGCUAUCAAUAGAAUUAAAUUGAAUCCAAAGGUGACCGCUGAGAGUAUAUCAAUGAUUCAGGAGUCGCGAGCAAUGGAUUUCAAUAUAAAUGAUUAUAAGCACAAGAAAAUAUGCGAGGUUGUGUAUGAUGAGCUUGAAACAAAAGAUUUUUGUAUUGUAUCUCAAAGGUAUAUAAAUGACUUUGAAAUCUCAAUACAUGUUCGAUGUACCAAUUCUGCUCGAUCAAUUGAACUUGGAUUGUCACUAUUUUGUAAAAAAAAUCCAACACUUAUUAUGGCUAUACUAGUGAAGGCUCUAAAUACAAGAAAGUUAUGAUCAUAAAAUCAAAAUUCAGAGUACUUUCUGUGAACAAUUACAUUGAUAUUUUUCUUUGGAAUCAAAAUGAAUGCCUCAAACAUGUUCUAAAUAAUUUUCAUAUUGGAACUAGUUCCCACCAUAUGGGUCAAGAACUUCACGCCAGAAGCGAAUUUCCACUGUCAACAAUACAGAAAGACAGUCUGAAUGCUGAACAUUUUUUCAAAGAUGCUAAAGGAAGAAAUGUGAUCAAAAUUGAAGCAUUGUUUUCAUUUACAUUCGAUGCGAUCGAGAUUGAAGCUUAAACUCUUCUGUGAUCUUCCAAAUUCAGAUUUCUUUGUUCGAUACUAUCCACAAAAAUUCAAGUUGGGUGAAUGAUUAUGAAUCUUGUUCGGAGGUUUUAAGUUGAGUUUAGGUUUUGGGAGUUGAGAGAUACGGUUUUUUCGUAACAGUUUUGUGAAUAUUUUUUCGGAUGAAAGGAAGGACAAGUAUGAUUUUGAGAAUAUUUUUGUGUUCUGAUGUUGAACUACUCAUGGAAUUUUUGUGGAUUGAUGGUAUUAUUUAUGUUGUUGGAAAAAAAAUUAAAUUUGUAACAUUGGGAGAA